CGACCAUUGCUCUCCUGGCUGAGGAUGGCAACCUAGUGAGCCUGGAGGAGGACCUGAAGGAAGGGGCUUCCCGGGCCCAGACCAUGGGCAACUCCCUACUGAAGGAGCGAGCCAUAUAUGUCCUCGUUCGGAUCAUCAGUAAGAGGGAGAGGACAUGGCCUCCACCCGCUAUGAGUCCCUAUUGGAGAACCUGGAUGACCAUUACCCAGAGCUGGCAGAGGAACUGCGCAGGCUGUCAGGCCUCUCCUCUGUGGGCCACAACUGGAGGAAGCGUAUGGGCACUCGGCGAGGCCGCCAUGAGCAAAGCCCCACUUCAAGGCCCAGAAAGGGCCCUGAUUAAGGGGAUGGAUUGCACACUGUAGUGAGACAUCCAUCCUGACCCCACCUCAUCAGCCAGGGAGCUCCCUGAAGACAGGCCAUCGAGAGAGGCACACAACAGGCUGUGGUCUAAAAUAAACUUUUAAUUGCACA
Messenger RNA from Homo sapiens (human), 471 nucleotides. It is a transcript of the gene C22orf15, whose product is annotated as chromosome 22 open reading frame 15. The record is from RefSeq and is marked validated. Lineage: Eukaryota; Metazoa; Chordata; Mammalia; Primates; Hominidae.